Messenger RNA from Lagopus leucura (white-tailed ptarmigan), 1455 nucleotides. RefSeq names its product tetraspanin 18 (gene TSPAN18). The transcript is spliced from 11 exons. Bases 376 to 1116 code for a protein of 246 amino acids. NCBI's taxonomy places the organism in Eukaryota, Metazoa, Chordata, Aves, Galliformes, Phasianidae. Gene Ontology annotation, cellular component: membrane. The record is from RefSeq and is a predicted model, not a curated record.
GGGAGCGCAGCGCAGCCUCCGAGAGCCGCCCGCUCGCCCCAGCUCGGCCGGGCUCCGGGAGCCGCCGCCGGCAGAGAUUAAUGGGAAGGAAAAGCGGGUAAAGAGGGAACCCAGAGGAGCCUGGCACCCAGCAGUGAAGGUUGAGCAGCCUGGAUUACUGCACUGGGGUCCUGAAGCAAGGAAACCAACUGAUGUGUGUUUAGCACGGCUCAACUUGUGGUGACCAAGCACUUCUCUGGAGGCCUGUCCCUCCGAGCAGCACACAGGCGACAGAGAAAAAUAUGGGGCGCAUAGGCAAUUAAAGACUAGAAAAGACAGUGUGCUUCAAGUCCUGAGAUUUGCUAAGGAAGAGUUGGAUCAAGUGGCCUGAAGACCAUGGAGGGAGACUGUCUGAGCUGCAUGAAGUACCUGAUGUUUCUUUUCAAUUUUUUUAUAUUUCUGGGAGGAGCAUGCCUGCUAGGAGUUGGGAUCUGGGUCAUCGUGGAUCCAACAGGUUUUCGAGAGAUCGUGGCUGCCAACCCUCUGCUCUUCACAGGAGCAUACAUCAUGCUGGCUAUGGGAGCAAUGCUCUUUCUGCUGGGUUUCCUUGGCUGCUGCGGUGCCAUCCGUGAGAACAAAUGUCUCCUACUUUUUUUCUUCAUGUUUAUUUUGUUAAUCUUCCUGGCGGAGCUUUCAGCUGCAAUUCUGGCUUUUAUCUUCAGAGAAAAUCUGACGAGAGAGUUUUUCACCAAGGAGCUGAAGAAGCAUUACGUGAGGAACAAUGACACAGAUGUCUUCUCCUCCACCUGGAAUUCUGUUAUGAUCACAUUUGCCUGCUGUGGAGUGAACGGACCAGAAGAUUUUGACGCUGUCCCUCCAUUCCCACACUUGUUGGAAGAGGCUAUACCAGAGGCUUGUUGCCAGCGAAAGCUCCAGAGCCGAGAAGGGAUGAUUGUUAACAGGCAAGCCUGCCUCCGAGGCAGCGAGAAAUUUCAGAACCGGCAGGGCUGCUACACUGUGAUCCUGAACUCCUUUGAGACCUACGUGUAUCUUGCAGGAGCCCUGGCCAUCGGAGUGCUGGCCAUUGAGCUGUUUGCCAUGAUUUUUGCCAUGUGUCUCUUCCGAGGGAUCCAGUAAGAGGCACCCUGCGGACCACCACAUUCCUAACAUUGGAAUGAUGCUUGGAAGAAAGAAGGAAUAUCAGACGAAACACAACCUGAAAACACAUGAGAAACUUUAUUUUUUUUAACAAAAUGGGAUAGGGGGGAAAAAUGGAGGGGAAAAAAAAAAAAAAGAGGGCUGUAAUAUAUGAAUGACCAAAAGGAUUGUACUUCAGGGGCUGGAACUUUGAGGUGAUGUGCACUACACUGUACACCGGAGCCUUGCCCAGAGCCACCCACGGCAGCUGUGGAGCAGGAGCCCAGUGCAGCCACUUAUGCUAUGGACAGAUGGAGCCUAUGGGGAGGAAUGGGAGGA